This is a messenger RNA of Columba livia (rock pigeon), 744 nucleotides long. Its product is annotated as feather keratin Cos1-1/Cos1-3/Cos2-1. Gene Ontology annotation, cellular component: intermediate filament. The record is from RefSeq and is a predicted model, not a curated record. Gene Ontology annotation, molecular function: structural constituent of cytoskeleton. The transcript is spliced from 2 exons. Lineage: Eukaryota; Metazoa; Chordata; Aves; Columbiformes; Columbidae. Bases 154 to 459 code for a protein of 101 amino acids.
UUCAAUACGAGCUUGUCAGAAAAUUAUUAUUUCCACUCAGGGAGCCUGAGGCAGUGCAGGACUCCUAUAAAAGGCAGCCCAACUCCCUGCUCUUUCAUCCACUUCUGUUGCCUCCUUCUCCUUGGGAAUCAGGUGACCCUCUGUCCCAGAGACAUGUCCUGCUGCAACCCAUGCGUGCCCUGCCAGCCCUGUGGCCCAACCCCACUGGCCAACAGCUGCAAUGAGCCCUGUGUCAGGCAGUGCCAGAGCUCCACCAUCGUCAUUGAGCCCUCCCCUGUGGUGGUGACCCUGCCCGGCCCCAUCCUCAGCUCCUUCCCACAGAACACCGUUGUGGGCUCCUCCACCUCCGCUGCUGUUGGCAGCAUCCUCAGCUGUGAGGGAGUGCCCAUCAACUCUGGGGGCUUUGACCUCUCCUGCAUUACCAGCCGCUACUGUGGCAACAGAUGCCGACCCUGCUAAAGCUGAAGGGAAUCUCCCAGGACCUUGGAACAUGGUCCUUGAAAUGACAUAGAGCUUUACAGCAUUGCACUCAGAGGUUUGGACUGAUGUUUCCUUCUUCCACUCAUGUCUCUCUCUUUUUCUCUUUCUGUCUCCAAGGGCAGCCUAGUGGGUACCUCUUGGCCUCCCUCCUUCUGCAGGGCAGGCAGCCUGACUCCCUGCAAGAGUUUCACCACAUCUUUGUGACUGAUCUUGCAAGCCACCUCCUUUUUUUCUUGAGACUAAUUAAAGUCGUGCUGCAUCCAA